This is a messenger RNA of Humulus lupulus (European hop), 1561 nucleotides long. Its product is annotated as OVARIAN TUMOR DOMAIN-containing deubiquitinating enzyme 4. Gene Ontology annotation, cellular component: cytosol; nucleus. Bases 241 to 1305 code for a protein of 354 amino acids. Gene Ontology annotation, biological process: endoplasmic reticulum unfolded protein response; protein deubiquitination. The transcript has 8 exons. Gene Ontology annotation, molecular function: cysteine-type deubiquitinase activity. The record is from RefSeq and is a predicted model, not a curated record. NCBI's taxonomy places the organism in Eukaryota, Viridiplantae, Streptophyta, Magnoliopsida, Rosales, Cannabaceae.
UUUUGAAUGUAGUUGAUAAGUGAUACGAACCAGCUACUUCCUCCUCGUAUGUUAUUCAAUAAAAAUACAAUCUUCAACAGCAAUAUUUCUUCUCUUCCUAUUUCCUUUUUCUUUGGUGGGAUUUGUGUGAAAUAAACAGACGGGGUUUGGUUUGAGGUUUCUAUAACACCGUCUACGUGGUACUGCUAUCUUCCUUCUAGUUGGACUCCUCAGGGAGGACCUAUGUUGAUGUGAAAUAGAAUGAAGGUGAAUAUAGAGUAUCAAGGCUGUGAAAAUAUGAUUGUUUGUCCUUCAACAAGCUCAUCUGCAAAAGCUGCUGUCUGCCUGAGUGGGUAUAUCCAAACACAGAUGGGCAGCAAGAUGUCUUCUAUGAUGUCCCGAAGGCCAUCUAGUUCAUCCUGUUUCUGUUUGAAUUCCGGGAAUUCAAAUACAAAGUAUACACAUCUGUUUGUCUCCAAGAAUCAUCCGUCUAGUGUUGGUCGAACAUCCCAGAGAAACUUUGUCAGCUCUUGCUUCUCCAAAGAAAAAGGCAAAUUAUGGUCUUUAACAGCUAAAGAUUUGGUUAGCACUGAGGGGACCCAGAGAAGACACCUUAAAAUUUCAAUAGCAAAUCAUGCAAUGAACAUGAGGGUUGUAGUGCCCAAAGGAAUUAAGCAAAGAAUGCUUCCUAAAGUUAAUUGUAAUGUUGGACCAAUUUCUUGGCCAUCAGGCUGUGCCUCUGCCGGAUUAAUUUGCGGGUUACUGGUUUGUUAUUCAAGUUCUGAACCUAUACAUGCCGAAGGAGCACGAGGAGGCAAUGAUGACUGUGAUUCAUCACGUGUUAAAUUGUCACAUGGAAAGAAAGUAUAUACUGACUAUUCUAUUAUCGGAAUACCAGGAGAUGGGCGAUGCAUGUUCCGUUCUGUUGCUCACGGAGCUUGCUUACGAGCUGGGAAACCAGCUCCAAAUGAGAAGCUGCAGAGAGAAUUAGCAGAUGACUUGAGGGCCAGAGUUGCUGAUGAGUUUAUCAAAAGGAGAGAAGAAACAGAAUGGUUUGUAGAAGGUGAUUUUGAUACAUAUGUAUCACAAAUCAGGAAGCCACAUGUUUGGGGAGGGGAGCCUGAACUAUUCAUGGCUUCACAUGUUCUCCAGAUGCCAAUCACAGUGUACAUGCAUGACAGAGAAGCUGGUGGCUUAAUAACCAUUGCUGAGUAUGGCCAAGAAUAUGGAGAUGACAACAACCCAAUUAGAGUCCUUUAUCACGGUUUUGGUCAUUAUGACGCUCUCCAAAUUCCCUCAAACAAAGGUGCCAAAUCUAGACUCUAGCACAUGUGUUGAACUUUUGUUAACACAACAAUCAUACACCCUUUCUAUAACCAAUGCAAAUGUGAGUCUCACAAGUAAAUUUUAUUUUCACAGUGGGAUUGAUCCAUUUGUAUUUGUGUUCGUUUUCGUUUUCGUUUUAACAAAGAUGCGGAUGAAUUAACCGUGUUUUACGAGUUAAUAUAAAUAUAUAUUUCAUUGUAUUCUCCUUUAUAAACAUAAUAGACAUUAAAAUAUCAAUUUUAUUCAUUUUCUUGCA